UCGAUUAGUCACCCUCAAAAUUAAAUAGCAGUGAUAUCACAAAUCAAAGAAGGGAGCAGAAAAGCCAAAUCAUGGCGUACCCGAGGACCGGCGUCGAUCGGCGCAGCGGCUUCUGCGCCGCCAACUCCACCUUCUACAGCAAGCGCGAGCCGGUUGCUCUCCCCUCCGAUCCCAACCUCUCCGUCACCGCCUUCCUCGCCUCUCGCCGCCACUCUGGCACUACCGCCUUCAUCGAUGCCGCCUCCGGCCGCCGCAUCUCCUUCCCCGAGCUCUGGCGCUCCGUCGCCUCCCUCUCCACCGCUCUCGCUUCCCCUCCCCUUUCCGUCCGCAAGCCCAGCGUCGUCCUCCUCCUCUCCCCUAACUCCCACCACUUCCCUGUUGUCUCCCUUGCCGUGAUGUCCCUUGGCGCUGUCCUCACCACAACCAACCCCCUCAAUACGCCUCACGAGAUCGGCCGCCAGGUCGCCAACUCCUGCCCAGUCCUCGCCUUCACCACCCGUGGCCUAAUCCCCAAACUCUCCCACUCUCCCGACCUCCGAAUCGUCCUCCUCGACGACAGCCGCCGACCGAGCGAUGACCUCCGGAUCGUCGCCUCAGUCGACGAAUUAAUCGCCACCGAGCCGGAUCCAGAUCGUACCGCCGUCACCGUGAGCCAGGACGAUACCGCCACGAUGCUAUACUCCUCCGGCACCACUGGAACCAGCAAGGGCGUAGUCGCCACCCAUCGUAACCUCAUCUCCAUGGUCCAGAUCGUGCUCAAUCGAUUCAAGCUGCAAGACGGCGCCGGGCCGGAGACCUUCAUAUGCACAGUCCCGACGUUCCACGUCUUCGGUCUGGUGGCCUUCGCCACUGGCCUUCUCGGAUCUGGAUCCACGGUGGUGGUCCUCUCCAAGUUCGAAUUGGGGGAAAUGGUGCGGGCCAUAAACGAGUUCGGCGCGACGUACCUGCCUCUGGUGCCACCCAUCCUCGUGGCGAUGACGAACCAGCCGCGGCCGCUGCCGCUGGGGCGGCUCCAGAAGGUUCUCUCCGGCGGAGCGCCACUGAGCCGUGAGGUGAUCGAGGGUUUCCGGGAGAAGUACCCGGGGGUGGAGAUCCUGCAAGGGUACGGCCUCACCGAGACGACGGGGAUCGGCGCGUCCACAGACUCGGCGGAGGAGAGCCGCCGGUACGGAACCGCGGGGAUGCUCUCCCCCAACACGGAAGCUCGGAUCGUGGAUCCCGAUUCAGGCGUAGCCCUGCCGGUGAACCGCACCGGCGAGCUGUGGCUCCGUGGUCCCUACGUCAUGAAAGAGUACUUCAAUAACACAGAGGCCACGAGGACGACGUUGGUGGACGAUGGGUGGCUCAGAACAGGAGAUUUGUGCUACAUCGAUGAAGAUGGAUACCUGUUUGUGGUCGAUCGCCUCAAGGAGUUGAUCAAAUACAAAGGCUAUCAGGUGGCACCAGCGGAACUGGAGGCCCUUUUGUUGACUCACCCUGACAUCCUUGAUGCAGCCGUGAUCCCAUAUCCGGAUGAGGAGGCUGGUCAGAUCCCUAUGGCUUAUUUGGUGAGGAAGGAUGGAGGCAAUUUAACUGAGAAGACUAUAAUGGCGUUUAUUGCAAGACAGGUGGCUCCGUACAAGAGAAUCCGCAAGGUAGCAUUUAUAUCAGCCAUUCCGAAGAAUUCAUCAGGCAAAAUAUUAAGGAAAGACCUCGUCAAGCUUGCUGCCUCCAAGCUCUAGUUAUGCAUUGAUCAACUCACUUGUUCUAUUGGAGGAAAAAGUUCUAUAGGACAUAUGUUUUUGUCCCUACUGUUGCACCCGUUGAAACUUUUCUAAAUCUAUAUUAUCUAUGCAUCAUAAUCCAUCGUACCAAAUUAACAGGUUCUAUUA
Zingiber officinale is the source of this 1871-nucleotide messenger RNA. RefSeq names its product 4-coumarate--CoA ligase-like 4. Lineage: Eukaryota; Viridiplantae; Streptophyta; Magnoliopsida; Zingiberales; Zingiberaceae. Gene Ontology annotation, molecular function: CoA-ligase activity. The record is from RefSeq and is a predicted model, not a curated record. Gene Ontology annotation, cellular component: peroxisome. The transcript has 5 exons. Bases 72 to 1721 code for a protein of 549 amino acids.